AUGUGCAAGUCACGCUUUAGCGCUGAGCGUAUAGAGCGUUUGGACCGUAUGAUAGAAGCGGCCAACGCGACUAUGUACUCAAAACUGGCUAACUGUGUGCUCGAUUUGAAGAAACAGGACACUAAAGAAGUGAAGAAGAAAAAAGGCUGGACCGAGAGCGAGUGGAAGAAACAUAUGGAUUAUAUUAGUCAGAUAGCAGGACCCAGAAAGGACUUUAGACCACCGCCGUUAACGAGGGGUCCGCGCAAGCCUCUCGAAGCGCUCUUGCCACGUCUCAACCAGAUUAGCGAGCUGCCAAAAUUCAAGAUAUACAGGAGGCUGUCGCAGGAAUCAAACUACAGAGACCCGAUUAAGGUGCCGCCAAAUGCUUUGAAAUACAUUAUAUCGGACAGAAUUAAAAAGCUAGCUAUUCCGAGAGUUAUCCCGACUUAUGGCGAC
Molecule: messenger RNA, 438 nt
Organism: Iphiclides podalirius (scarce swallowtail)
Lineage: Eukaryota; Metazoa; Arthropoda; Insecta; Lepidoptera; Papilionidae
Source: the annotation of a GenBank genome assembly